CCGCUUCCGCUUCCGCUUCCGCUUCCGCUUCCAACGAUGGGUCAGUAAUCGGAUGGUUCUUUACAAACCAUCCAGAGAGUUAUCGUGGGGCCGCACACCGCUCGCCGUCGGAAUCCCCCGCGAGGCCGAGCACCACUCGCAAUCUGGUUCUAACUUCUAAGUUCCACAGUUCCACUUUAUCUGGGCCCUAGUAAUAUGGCUUCGCAUUAUCAAGCUGCUUUAUUGGUUGCUUCUCCAUCGUAUCCAAACUCCAUUGCUUGGUCGAACGAAAAUUUGGUGGCUAUUGCAUCAGGCCAUAUCAUUACUAUAUUGAACCCAGCUUUGCAUGCGGGUCCUCGAGGUCUCAUUACGCUUCAUCCUGAUAAGCCAUUUCCUAUAGGAGUUGUUGACAAAGAAGAUCUUCUUAGUCCAUGUUUAAUGCCUACAAGUUUGUCCCGUGAUGUUCGUCCAUGUGCUCGGUCGAUUUCGUGGUCUCAACCGGGUUUUGCAUCUAACUCGGGAUGCUUGCUGGCUGUUUGCACCACUGGAGGUCAUGUGAAGUUAUAUCGCGCUCCUUUUUGUGAAUUUACUGCUGAAUGGAUUGAGGUUGUGGACAUCUCCGAGUUGCUUUUUAAGCAUCUAGAAAGUACUGAGUUUGGAGAGCAUAAUGCUUCUGAAUUUCAUCAGAAGCAAGGCAGCACAGGCUGCACAACAGGGAGAGGUUGCGCUGAAGAGUUGGAAGAAUCUCUUUCCAGUAAGGGCUCUGGACGAAGAAAAAGAAAGACUUUAGGCAAAAGAGAUGGGGCCAAUGAAGAAUUUGUAGAACUCUCUUAUUGUUCAAAGAAGGCGAAAUUAAGGGAUAAAGGUGGUCGUCUUGCAGCAUCCAAUACGGCUACUCCAAAUAAGGUCAUUGAGGUUGAAUCUGGAACUUUCGUGGUGAAUGAUCAAAGUUUGCCAUCAAGAGUUAAGGGAAGAUCAUCUUUGAAUGGAGAAAACAAUUCCUUUCCUCUAAUUACAGCAAAGCAGUAUGCAUCUCGUAGUGCUUUACUAUCAUCCCUCGUAGUGGCAUGGUCUCCAGUUGUAACAUUAUGCGGAAGCAAAUGUGCUAUUUUAGCUGUUGGAGCUAAGUCCGGUAAUAUUUCUUUUUGGAAAAUUUGCACACCACAAUUCUACACAGUGGAGCAUGAUGGAGUUCCAGCUGAUGCAAUACUCAUCGGGCUUCUUCAGGCGCAUAGUGCAUGGAUAACAGCAAUUAGUUGGGGAGUUGCCACUUCAAGUUGCUUAAAGUCCCAGUUAGCUGUGGCUACUGGUAGUUGUGACGGAAGCGUGAAGAUAUGGUUGGGAGAUGUUCAAAGACUAGUUCAAUCUACAGAGGCAACCAAUAGGUCCUUUUCCUUACUAACUGAGGUCACAAAUGCUACAUCAGCCCCAGUUUCAACAAUUUCGUUGAUUGUGCAAGCUCAAUCUCAAGAUAAAAUUAUUUUGGCAAUUGGAAGAGGAUCUGGAUCACUUGAAACGUGGAUAUAUUGCCUAUCUAGCAACAAAAUUCAAUGUGCUGGCAUUUCUGAAGCACAUGAUCAAGUGGUGACCGGUCUAGCUUGGGCUUUUGAUGGUCAUUGUUUGUACAGCUGCAGCCAGGACAAUUCUGUGCGUAGUUGGACUUUACAUGGAAGUCGUCAACGCCAAGUUCCUUUCCCUUCAAAUUUUCCAGGCAUAAAAAAUUCAACAAAUCUCUCACAAGUAUCUGACCAAUGCUUUGGCCUUGCACUUGCUCCUGGAGAAUUGAUGGUUGCUGUGGUUCGCAGUUUGGAGACUAAUCUUUUGAACCAAAUGUAUCAAGCCAGAACUCAGAGAGCGGUGGUUGAGUUUUUCUGGACUGGAGGACAGCUCCUUGAACCAUUGGAGAAAAACGUUAGUUGUGGUAGUAAACCCUCAGAAUUAUCCAAAAGGGAGUUGCAGUGUUGGGAAUGCAACAUUUUGUGGUCUUUAAAGAAUUUUGAGAAUGGCGAUAAGCUACCUGUCCUAUGGGACACUAUAGCUGCAUUGCUAGUCCUUAAGAAGUUGGCACCUACUUUUGUUCGAGACUUGCUCUCAAAGUGGAUCUCAAGUUGGUUUCCUGAGAAGCAAGAAAGCGGAUAUAUGGAGAAGACCUUGUUGCAUGUUCAAAACAUGUUGUCCGUGAUAAGUUCUCGCAGAAUACACCUCCUCAACAUAAUCUCUAGAAGAUUAAUGCCAAGAAAGGAAAAGGCUGAGGUACCUAAAUGGGAGCAGCAUAACUUCAGUGAUAAAACCUAUGUUGAAGGAGAGACGGAAUUGUGGCAUAAUUUUCUUGUCAAUAGUGAAAGAGAGCUGACAGAGAGGCUUGUUGCUUCAACUUUUACUACUGUUCUAAGUCGUGCAGCUCUUUCGCCCGAUUCUUUUUCCGUUGACACAAGCUGGUUCCCAAUUGGAGUGGCUCAAAUGGAGCAGUGGGUUGCCAUCAACAGUAAAGUAGUGCACAAUCAGCUUAAAGUACUUGGAUCAAAAUUUAAAGAACUAGGAACAAGGAUCGAUUCGGUAUGUGAAUACUCAAAGAGUGAGGUAUGCAGCUUCUGCACUGGCCCAGUUCAGUUUAAAUCCCCAGAUGUUGCCUCUUGUGAAGGCCGCAAAGUCGAAGGUGGGGAAGUCGAAAGCCAUAAAUUAUCGAGAUGUGCCGUUUCGAUGAAGCUGUGUUCUAUCACGGAGCCAAUGUGGUUUUGCUGUUGUUGCAAUCGGUGGAUCAAUAAAUUGGCCCCUCAAGCCAUCUUUACCAUGCCUAGCUCUCCAUUAGAUGUAAAUUGUGGUUGCGGAUCUUUUGAUCUGGAUGAAGUUUGUUUACCGUUGUGCCCUUUCUGCGGCAUAUUGUUACAGAGAUCGAUGCCGGAGUUUUUGCUGUCAGUUUGCCCGGUAUAAAAACUAGCUUGAGGAUUUCUCAAAUGAAAUGGUUACAAAUUGAAAAAGGGCCGAGGUGCUAUUUGAAAAUAUUCUGCAGUUGAGGGGGGAUCGAUUUGCGCUUUUACCGAGCAAAAACAAGCAGCUGCAGGGAGGGAGGAGGGAAGAGGGAGAUGAAUGAGACGAGCGCAACAGCAAGCGAUCCCCACGCGUGCGCGCAGGAGCGAGAGGGGGUGGUGGGGGGGAGAAGGGAGAGGAAGGAGACGGAGACCAGCGCAUCGGCAAGCAAUUCUAGGCAACUGUCGACAGCAAGUCCCUACGUGUUGCCGAAGAUCUCCCCUUAGGAUCUCCCCGUCGACUAUGCUGGAUUCCUCGUCGUCGUCGUCUUCGGCUUCUCUGGUGUCAUGUUCCGAAUAUGUGAAUAUCUUCGCUCUAGAUCUCUCUCAGAUCCGAAAAUAUCAGUGAUUCAUCAAUUAAGAUAAUGGAUGCCUUAGUGUUUUGUAUGUCUUGUGAUUUUAUUUGUGUCAUGCCCCAAGGCCCUUUCAGAAGCCUUUUUUUAAUAAAAAGGUAAAAAUUGAAAAACAGUCCAAGGGGAAAAAUGCUUUUUUUUUUUUUUUUUUUGGAAACACCUUGCCCACAAGACGGAUAGAUCUGCCACAAAUACUAGAAUUUCUCGAGUAUUUUUUGUA
Molecule: messenger RNA, 3578 nt
Organism: Ananas comosus (pineapple)
Lineage: Eukaryota; Viridiplantae; Streptophyta; Magnoliopsida; Poales; Bromeliaceae
Exons: 18
Coding region: 196-2910 (904 amino acids)
Biological process (GO): transcription initiation at RNA polymerase III promoter
Cellular component (GO): transcription factor TFIIIC complex
Molecular function (GO): histone acetyltransferase activity; protein binding
Source: RefSeq, a predicted model, not a curated record